AUGGAAGACAGUGUAACCGAAGUUCCUUCACUGAAUCACAAUUCAGAAGAUGGAUACAAAAGAAAAGAUCUUGAAGAAAAGGAAAAACACAGAGACAUUAAUGAUGGUGGUGGCGGAGGUGGAGGUGGAGGUGUAAUUAACAACUUUAUCUCUACCCUUAUGACUCCUUUGAGUCCAAGAAUUGGUAAAUCUACUACUCCUCAAGAUGGAGGUGAAAAUGGGGUGUUUGAGAAAGAGGUUGAUGACAAUGGUGGUGGUGGAAGAAAAGGGGUUAUCAACAACCUUGUUUCUAAUCUCUUUUAUAGAAGUGAAAAAAAUGAAGAAAGUGUGGCGGAAAAGGAAGAUGAAGAAAUCAAAGCUGAUGAGAAGGUUAAAAGAUUGAAGACAGAGAAUGAGGGUAACGGUGGCGGUGGCGGUGGCGGUGGAGGUUUUAUUCAUGACAUUGUUUCUCAUUUGCCUACUUCAAUCCCAGAUGAUGCGGGUCCAACAGCAGAUGAGGCUGCUAUUUUGAUUAACUCUCUUGUUCGGGACUAA
Molecule: messenger RNA, 534 nt
Organism: Vicia faba (fava bean)
Lineage: Eukaryota; Viridiplantae; Streptophyta; Magnoliopsida; Fabales; Fabaceae
Source: the annotation of a GenBank genome assembly